AUGGAUUACACAAACUUCACAAUCCCUGAGCUAUUUCAAAAGCUUUCCAUUGGUGAAAUUCAAUCUUUGAGCUCCACUUAUAAAACUCAGGCUGUGGAUGCUAAAGUUCAACUUCAAUCGCUUGUUAGUGACAAUUAUCGUGAUAUUAUAGGUAUAACCGACGAAAUCAACAACACCCAUAAACUUACCCAGAAUUUAUCCAAAAGUUUAUCAUCAUUAGCAUAUUCCAAAUCUAACUUUGUAAGCUUCAAGCGUGUUCUGAAGUCAACUCGUCAAAUCAACAAGAAAGCCAUUGCUAAUAUCAUAAUCCAUGAUGAAUUGACAGAAUUUGAUUUGAGAUUGAACAAUGAUUUACCCUCCCACACCUCGGAGUAUGUGACUUAUGCUAAGAUUUAUCACAUUCUUGGUACCUUUGAUGCCAUUAAAAAUAACAAUUUACUCAAAUCCAAGUUUGAACGGAUGAAAACCAGGUUUAUUAAUACUUUAAACGAUUUGAUAUCAACCUAUAAUGUCCCCCUUCAGUCGGUCUAUACACGUAACUCAGAUACUUACGUACCUUCCCACCACUUGAAAUUGAGUGAUAUGGUAUCGAAUCAACCAGUAGAUGUCAUCAAUGAAUCAGAUUUGGAAUUUUUAGAUAUCGACGAAUCUUCAGGGGAAUUACCUAUCUAUAACUACCUACUUGCUUAUAUAAUCAUAACGGGUACAAUAACCAAAUCUCCUGCUUUGUUUCAUUUCCUAGAACUCAGGGUCAAACAUUUAAACAAGGUGAUUGGGAUUUUGAAGUCUAAGAAUUGGGGAACGAAAUUUUCCCCAUGGAAAAUCGUCAGAUAUAUUGAAAAUACCAUGGGAUACGUUUCAGUAUUCAACCAGUUAUCGAAGUUCAAACUCCCAUUGGUUUUGAAUGACACAGACUUUGGAAAAUUCAACAAUGAGGCAUUCAAAGGUGAUUUAUCUGAUCUUCAAACAGAAAUCAAUGACUUUCAAGCCACAAUGAUGCAACAAGUAACUACAAUAUUCAGUUUACUUAUCGCUUCCAGCGAAUUGGGAGACGUGAUGACAAUUUUCAUUAAUUUUAUGGCUUCUUUCCAAAAAUUGAGUACUUGGUGUGAAGAAAAUGGCUUCAAAUCAGUGACCCACGCCCAACUAAAAAGUAACGAUUGCAUCCAGGAAAUGAUAAAAACCUGUAAGUCCAGGUUUCCCCCAAUAUUAAAGGAUUUACACUCGAUUCUCGAACAAAUAACUGAUUAUUCAGUCAACGAGAAUCUUCUCUUCACCAAUGAAUUGGUAGAUAUGAUACACAAUGACAUGAAUAGUUAUUUCAACUUCAUCAACACUUCAGCCAAAUCAUCAUUGACUACUAUUGAUACCGCACCUGUCCUUCAUCAAUGGUUCACUUCCGUUGACAGUUAUAAAUCUUUGAUAGAUAUUGAAGGUCAACAAUUAUCCAAAUUACUCGACUAUUCCAAUAACAGUCGUAUUGUUGAAGGUUUCAAGCAAUUAUCUCAAGACCUUGCCCUCCAAAUAGAUGAGGAAUUAUCCAAGUUCAUCGAUUCUUUACAUACCAUAGUUAAGAAAUCUAUCGAAUCGUCCAAUACUGAUCACGUGUAUUACCUCCUUACAGUUCUCGUUAUACUAAACCAAAAGAGUGAACUUCAUGACCAGAUCUCCCCUGUAGCAGAAUCUUGUUAUCUGUACAUAUUCACUAGAGUGCACAACACUGAUUUAGAUAAUCAGUUAGAAGCUAUUUUCACCAGUUUGGCCAAUGAAACAGACCCUGUAGAACUUGACUCCAUCCAAGUAUCAUUGAAAUUGUCCACUUUGUUUUACUCUUUGAGUACUCAAAUCAUCAAUCCUCAAGACUCAAGGUCUUCAGAUUACAUUUAUAGUAUCAUUGCCAGUGACCCUGCAUUCACCAUAAUGUUCAAACAAUCACAGAACAAAUGGCUCACUACCAUCUUGGAUAAGAUCUAUGAUAUCUUACAACCACUUGAAGUCCAACAACCAGGUAAAUACAAAGUAUUCGCCAAUUUAUGUUUCUUAGGAAACUUCAUAGGAAUGUCUCCCGACAUGUCGCGUCUAAAUUGGGAAAGUAAUGAUAUCGAUUUUAAAGAGAUUGAAUUAUCCAUUAAAGACUACUACAACGCUUGUAGUAACACAUAUUAUCCAUUAAACAUAUAA
This is a messenger RNA of Yamadazyma jaroonii, 2181 nucleotides long. The record is from the annotation of a GenBank genome assembly. Lineage: Eukaryota; Fungi; Ascomycota; Pichiomycetes; Serinales; Debaryomycetaceae.